CGCACCGCACCGCUCCCGCACCGCGCGGCCGGACCCCGGCGCCGCGCCCCGCACCGCGCCUCACUGCGCGCCCCCUUCUCUCUUUCCGCAGCCCUGACAGUAUCUCCCACGCCGCGACAGCUCUCAAACCUACUUUGGGGUCUUAAAACGAAACCGUACACCAUUUCACUGUGGACAUUACACCCUCUUACAGAUAUGGGAGACAUGGGAGACCCACCAAAAAAAAAACGCCUGAUUUCCCUAUGUGUUGGUUGCGGCAAUCAAAUUCACGAUCAGUAUAUUCUGAGGGUUUCUCCGGAUUUGGAAUGGCAUGCGGCGUGUUUGAAGUGUGCAGAGUGUAAUCAGUAUUUGGACGAGACCUGUACGUGCUUUGUUAGGGAUGGCAAAACCUACUGUAAAAGAGAUUAUAUCAGGUUAUACGGCAUCAAGUGCGCCAAGUGCAGCAUCGGCUUCAGCAAGAAUGACUUCGUGAUGCGCGCCCGCGCCAAGGUGUACCACAUCGAGUGUUUCCGCUGCGUGGCCUGCAGCCGCCAGCUCAUCCCCGGCGAUGAAUUCGCGCUGCGGGAGGAUGGCCUCUUCUGCCGGGCUGACCACGACGUGGUGGAGCGGGCCAGCCUGGGCGCCGGGGACCCCCUCAGCCCCCUGCACCCCGCCCGGCCGCUGCAGAUGGCAGCAGAACCUAUCUCUGCCAGACAGCCAGCUCUGCGACCCCACGUCCACAAGCAGCCCGAGAAGACCACCCGAGUCCGGACUGUCCUUAAUGAAAAACAGCUUCACACCUUGAGGACCUGUUACGCUGCCAACCCCAGACCUGACGCCCUCAUGAAAGAGCAACUGGUAGAAAUGACUGGCCUCAGCCCGAGGGUCAUCAGGGUUUGGUUUCAAAACAAGCGGUGCAAGGACAAAAAAAGGAGCAUUAUGAUGAAGCAACUUCAGCAGCAGCAACCCAAUGACAAAACUAAUAUCCAAGGGAUGACAGGAACUCCGAUGGUGGCUGCUAGUCCGGAGAGACAUGACGGCGGUUUACAGGCGAACCCGGUGGAGGUGCAGAGUUACCAGCCGCCCUGGAAAGUACUGAGUGACUUCGCAUUGCAGAGUGACAUAGACCAACCUGCUUUUCAGCAACUAGUUAAUUUUUCUGAAGGAGGACCCGGUUCCAAUUCUACUGGAAGUGAAGUAGCAUCCAUGUCCUCUCAGCUGCCAGAUACACCCAACAGCAUGGUAGCCAGUCCUAUUGAGGCAUGA
Molecule: messenger RNA, 1245 nt
Organism: Harpia harpyja (harpy eagle)
Lineage: Eukaryota; Metazoa; Chordata; Aves; Accipitriformes; Accipitridae
Gene: ISL1
Product: ISL LIM homeobox 1
Exons: 7
Coding region: 196-1245 (349 amino acids)
Biological process (GO): positive regulation of transcription by RNA polymerase II; axonogenesis; neuron fate specification
Cellular component (GO): nucleus
Molecular function (GO): cis-regulatory region sequence-specific DNA binding; DNA-binding transcription factor activity, RNA polymerase II-specific
Source: RefSeq, a predicted model, not a curated record